This is a messenger RNA of Encephalitozoon romaleae SJ-2008, 1671 nucleotides long. RefSeq names its product DNA replication licensing factor Mcm7. Lineage: Eukaryota; Fungi; Microsporidia; Unikaryonidae. The record is from RefSeq and is a predicted model, not a curated record. Gene Ontology annotation, biological process: double-strand break repair via homologous recombination. Gene Ontology annotation, cellular component: nucleus; MCM complex. The coding region runs from base 1 to 1671 and encodes 556 amino acids. The transcript has a single exon. Gene Ontology annotation, molecular function: ATP hydrolysis activity; single-stranded DNA binding; single-stranded DNA helicase activity.
AUGAUUCUGGAAAAAGAAGUGGACCUGAUUGGCCUUUGCGAGAAGAAUCCCGAACUGGCGAAUGGUAUCGUUCUGGGCGUUUCAGCUCAUCCUUAUGUCUAUAAGAAGACCUUUAAGAAGAUUCCAUAUGCGUUGUUUACAAACAAAGCAUGUAACAGCAAAGACAUCAACAAGAUCAUUACUGUGAGUGGAACUGUCAUAAGAGCCUAUGAAACCUUGAUAAGGAAUGUCACCAGUGAGCUGAUAUGUCUGAAAUGCAAUGUUAAGGCAUACAGAUGUUCUCCAGGAAAAAGAAGGAAUAAGAUGCUCUGUGAAUCCUGUGGCUCAUCACUUUUGAAGGAUCGCAGAUGCUUUGGAGAGGCAAUACCAAGCCAGAAGAUAAGAAUACAGGACAUAGGAAAUCCUAACUCGAUGUCAGAAACAUUAGAAGUGGUUCUUGAGGAGGAUCUGGCAGGGAAAUUCUUUCCAGGGGAUAAGCUGCUGAUAACGGGGACUAUUCUUGUGAAAUGGAAGUCAUUCAAAAUAGGGGAACAGAUGGCUAGUUCUAUAUACAUGCAUGCACUUGCCGUGCACAAACAAGAUGAAGAGUCUAUGAAUGAUUCGCUUGGGAGGGCGUUCAUGAGUAAAUUGGAUGAGCUCAGUUACUUCGAAAAAAGGUUGUUUCUUAUAGGCUCAUUUGGUGAAGAGAUACAAGGGCUCGAAAAUGUCAAGCUCGGGCUUCUGCUAGCUUUAGCGAGUGGAUCCCAUACUGAACAAAAAGGUGGAGUAAGAUCUAACUCGCAUAUUCUCUUGGUCGGAGACUCUGGAACGGGGAAAUCACAUCUCCUGAAGACAUGCACGAGGCUUCUAUCUCCUUCGAUCUUAACUAAUGGAGUGGGAACCACACAAGCAGGCCUUACAACAUGUGCGGUAAGGCAAGGAAAGGAAUGGGUAUUGGAGGCUGGUGCCCUAGUGCUUGCAGAUACAGGGCUUUGCUGCAUUGAUGAAUUUAGCAAGCUCAAGAUCAAUGAAAAAAACGGACUAUUGGAGGCGAUGGAGCAGCAAACACUUAGUAUAGCAAAGGCGGGAAUUGUUUCCUCAUUGAGCACUAGAUGCUCUGUUAUUGCAGCAGUAAGCACAAGGCGUAGGUAUAAUUUCAACAAGAGCAUUUCAGAAAAUAUCAUGAUUCCGACUCCUUUGAUUAGUAGGUUUGACCUUAUAUUUGGACUAUUUGACGAUGGUAGUAGUGAGAAUGACUUGCUGGUUGUAGAUAAGAUUCUUAACAGAACGCCCGAACCCGAGCUUACAGAUAAGAAGCAAGGGUCAAUGCAUUGGGACGCUGGUGUCUUAAGAAACUACAUAAGCGUUGCAAGAAAGAGAAGUAGUACGAUUCCCGAUGAUUUGAAUAGCAUCCUUCUAAGCUAUUACCAUUACAGAAGAAAGACUGAGGGUGCUAGUGAGCUCAAUACAGUCAGGAUGCUAGAGAGUCUCGCAAGACUCGCAGAGUCACAUUCGAAACUUCUAAACGCCGGAAAAGUAACAGAAAACGACGUAUACGGUGCAAUUCUACUGAUGGAAACAACACUAGGUGUAAAGUCCCUUGUAGAAAUCAAUCCCUCCCGAGUAUUUGUUGACGAAGCUUAUCAUAAAAGAAUAGUUUCUGAGAUAAGGACAAAAAUCAUGAGUAGAUAG